AUGUUUCUAACGAAUAUACUAUUAAAAAAAGCAAAGAGCAAAAAUGUCUUGGUUUUGGCAGAAAGUGUCAUAAGUGGUCACAGGUUGGUACGUAUUAGAGAAAGGUUGGCUGACAAGUUGGAAUUUAUAUAUUUCGAUCCUUAUAUUCAACAGAAUGCACUUUAUAAAGAAAAGAAAAAAUUACAUAAUUUGUAAUUUAUAAAUAUUACAGUAAACAAAACUUGUUUAAAAAUUUUCUGUCAGAGAGAAAAACAUGGAAAAGAAUAUCUCAAGUACAUUCAGAUAAUAGAAUUUUUAUUUAUCAUAAAACAUAAUGUAUUUAGUCUUUUAUGUAUAUUAACAACGUACAUAUUUAUCUAAUUUUUUAUUUUAUAAGUCUAAAUUUAAUGUGUUGUAGAAAUACAAUAAAAAUAAUAAAAGAAAAAGAGAUACUGAUAAUAUAAAAUAAA
This is a messenger RNA of Pogonomyrmex barbatus (red harvester ant), 449 nucleotides long. It is a transcript of the gene mRpL33, whose product is annotated as mitochondrial ribosomal protein L33. Gene Ontology annotation, biological process: translation. The record is from RefSeq and is a predicted model, not a curated record. Gene Ontology annotation, cellular component: mitochondrion. Lineage: Eukaryota; Metazoa; Arthropoda; Insecta; Hymenoptera; Formicidae.